AUGCCGCUGACGCGGUCACCUGUUAGACGACCGGUAAACCUACCGUCCGAAGCAUCUGAGGCUCAAAUUAUGGAGCCGCUGCCCCCGCAAGAAUCUACCUCCCCGUCCACGCCUCAGUCAUCAAAUUUUCUCCCAUCAUGGAGGUCAAUUGUCGAUAAUUCAUCUAAUAGCAGCCACCAAAGCACAGUUUCGUCUCUACCUCUCAGCAAAACCUUUAUCGCAUCAGGUCCCACAGCCACUAUGCCGUUACAUAGUCAACAGUCAGCCAACGUUUCUGAAGCUUCUAUAUCUGAACAAAUCCAAACAUUAGCUAUGGACAUAGUGGGCACUUUGAGACAGUCCAAAUCAGUCACAGCGGAAAUGCGGAAUCGAGCAGUAGAUACUGCACACCAAAUAGUCCUAGUUGCCAAUAGAUCACUCUCCCGUCGGGCUGAGGAAUCCGAGGCAGAUAUCGUUGAGCAUCGGCAAGAAAUAGCCUCAGUUCGACAAGAGUUAAGUGAUAUAAAGGAGUUAGUAACCAAUGCGCUUACCGCACCACCUAAUAAUCUCUCCCAACCGGAGUUCUUAGUGACUCGUGAUCCACAGAUACCAAGUUCCAUAUUAGAUGCCAUUAUGGAUGAAAUUCGCGAGCUUCGAAAGGAAUUGACAGAGCGGAAUGCAUAUUGUGCCGCUUCGCAUGUAACACGCAGUGAACUUCAUGAAAUUCUCCGUGACAAUAUGGAGCCCUUUAGUAAGGAACUAAAAACCGUCACUACUACAAUGCUGGAACUCAAAGAAGCAAAACACGAUGAGGUUAUUGCCCUAAUGAAUGAACAAGGCUCCGCCCUUGCAACCGACUUGGCACUAGCGGAGGUGAGAACUCAGCUAAACCAAAUCCAGACUCAAGUUAACAACAAUACUGAGAUGGCUAGGCAAGCUGCCAAUUACAAGGAUAAGGAGCCCACUAAACAGCCGCCUCUGGAGGCACCGAAUCCAGAUGAUCGUUUACAUUCAGCCCAAACGCAAAAGGAGAGAAAUCAACGGCCCCGUAGUUAUGCAGAGAUUACGGCUAAGCCCAACUUUGCAGUUCUCUUAGAGUCAGCUGAUCCUCGCAAAACUAGCGAGGAUGUCAUUAAACAGGUAAAACAGAGUGUGAACGUAAUUGAGCUUGGAAUCGGUGUCAACCGAAUAACCAAGAUAAAAAACCAAAAGGUAAUUAUGAGUUGCAGUUCCCAAGAAGAGCGAAAAGCGCUCCAAAAUGCUAUACGAGAGAAAUGUACCCAAGUAUCCGCAAAGAGCGCUAAAGACAGACUCCCGCAAGUUAAACUGUUAGGAGUUAUUAAUGACCUAACUAAUGACCAAGUAGAAAAGGCACUUAUCAAUCAAAAUAAGAGACUACUAUCCUCAGUGCAAACAGAUUCUACAGUUAAAGUUGUCCGCAGAACCAAAGGCAGAACGCAGGAAACAAAUAACAUAAUUCUUGAAGUCUCCCCUAUAGUAUGGAACGCCGUGAAAGGGCAAAAACUUCACAUAGGGUUACAGUCUGUCCAGGCAGUAGACCAGUCGCCUAUAGUACAAUGUUAUAAGUGCAUGGGAUAUAACCAUAAGGCGGCGGACUGUAAAGACCAGGUUAAAUGUGGUUAUUGUGCGAAAAACCACGAUACCAGAGAAUGCAGGAGUCGUGAUUCCCUGCCCCGUUGCUGCAAUUGCACAUUAGCAAAAAGACAGGAUACGGCGCACCCAUCCUAUAGUCAAGAAUGCCCCGAUUGGCAAAAGUGGGAUGGGAUAGCCCGUUCCGCAGAACGAAUCAAAAUAGUUCAAGUAAACCUCGGAAGAGGAUACGCGGCAACACAGGAAUGCCUCUCCGAGGCCACCGAUCAAGGUUACUCUAUAAUGCUCUUGCAGGAACCAUAUGUAGGAUCCAAAGGCUUCUUAGCUCUUGGCACUAAACAUCGAAUCUAUCAACAUCCAACCGUUAAUAGCACACAACCAGUAAGAUCAGCCAUUGUUGUAUUGAAUCCCAAUCUCCGCAUUAUUGAAAGUUCACAAUGGACCACCCGUGACAUAGUAGCAAUAAAACUAAAAACUGAUACUGCAACCAUAACUAUUAUUAGUGUAUAUCUAGAUAAGACCUAUAACAUUGAACAAUCUAUUACAUCUCUUCAAACGAUAAUAAACGCGACUGAUUCGACUAAUCUUGUUAUAGCAGGUGAUGUAAAUGCUAAGAGUCCUUGGUGGGGAUGCGACACUGAAGAUGUUAGGGGAUCGGUUCUUGUAGAUGUCAUAUUUGGUUUAGGUAUGGAAGUUCUCAACGAGGGAUCCCAACCGACUUUCUCCGUCUUCCGUCAAGGACAACACUGUCGAAGUAUUAUUGAUAUUACUGCUUGCUCAGCCCACAUUUUAAAUCAGCUCACAGAUUGGCAAAUUAAGCCUAAUCUCUGCUCAUUGACAGACCAUAUUCCUAUUUCAUUCACUAUUACCACUCAUAAAUUGAAUUGUCCAGAAUCGUCAAUUUCUUCCACGCGAAUGUAUCAUACUGUCAAUGCCGACUGGACCAUAUUUGAAGAGAUAUUAAAGGACACAUUAGCAUCGCAAAACAUCAAUUCUCACUCUAUACAGAAUAUAAGUAAUACUAAAGACCUAGAAAGUACUGUUGAAAAAUACCAAGAAGCAAUCACUAAUGCUUGCAGUGGAGCAAUACCCAAAGUUGAAAAAUCUACGAUGAAAGCGAAGUCGAAGUGGUGGACGAAAGAAUUAAGUAAACUCAAAGCAGAAGUCAAAAGGAUAAGGAAUAAAAUAAAGAAAGCUAAUGCACACAGGAAAGAUAUAAUAAUAAAAGAAUACUUGGAGAAAAAGACAGAAUAUAAAAAAGCAAUAGAGGAAGCUAUAACUAAAAGUUGGAAGAAAUUUUGUACAACAGAAGAAAAAGAGACAGUUUGGGAAAGAACAUAUAGAAUUCUUAAAUACAGUGGUAAAACUAUACGAGAAAACCUACUCAUUAGCGAUGAUGGAAAUACUCUUACAUCAGAUGAAUCUGCAAUAUUAAUGGCUAAUACAUUCUUUCCUGAAGAUGAUCCCUCAAACGACACUGACGAACAGAUAGAUACAAGACAAAGAAUAGAUAAACUUAGAGGAAAAGAGCUCCCAUUAAAUAGAAAUAUCAUGCUGUUUACGAAAGAAGAAUUACAUAGUUCACUCAAAAGCAUGAAAGCUAAGAAAGCCCCUGGAAUUGAUGGUUUCACUGCCGACAUCUGCAGGAAAGCAUAUGACUCUGACCCUGACACACUACUGGCAAUAUACAACCAAUGUCUAUUAUUCAGUUACUUUCCUGAAGUAUGGAAAAAGGCCUUUAUCAGAAUUAUACCGAAACCAGGGAAAUCAGAAUAUAACCAUCCAAAGGCCUUCCGUCCAAUUGGGCUUCUGCCCUUGUUGGGGAAGAUUCUUGAAAAGAUGGUUGCUAAACGUUUACAGUGGGAUCUCAUAACUAAUAGUUCUUUACAUACGAAUCAAUAUGGUUUUAUUCCCCAACGUAGCACGGAGGACGCAUUAACUGAUGCCCUAUCCUUAAUAGAGGAGGCACUGACCAACAAGCGUAUGGCAGUCAUGGUCUCCUUGGACAUCCAAGGAGCAUUUGACAGUGCAUGGUGGCCAGCUAUAGUGACACAAUUGGAAGAAAAGAAUAUCGACACGGACAUUCUCCAUCUCAUCGCUUCAUACCUUUCUGACAGAAAGAUUGUAUUGAGUUACUCCGGUAGUAUACUGACCAGAACGACGAACAGAGGGUGUAUUCAAGGUUCUAUCUGUGGUCCUACCCUCUGGAAUGUGCAACUGGAUCAGGUAUUGGAGUCUACUCAAUACCCACAUGUCAGAAUUCAGGCCUUUGCUGACGAUAUUCUCUUAAUAGCCCAAGGAGAUACAGGCGAGGAAAUUGAAGGUAAUCUUAAUUCUGCACUAACAAAACUGGUAGCAUGGGGGAAGAAACUAAAACUUCAGUUUGCACCGCAAAAAACACAAGCUGUCCUAUUUACAAGAAAAAUCAAAUACAACACCCCUAAAUUGGUAAUGGAUGGUAUACAUAUACGGUUACAAAAAGAACUUAAAGUCCUUGGAUUAACAAUAGAUCAGAAUCUAAAUUUUAGAAAGCAUUUAAGUAACGUAACAAAGAAAGCACUUAACAUUUAUAAGUCCGUAUCUAGAAUGGCUAGGGCCCAGUGGGGCUUGAAUUCUGACAUUUUAAAACUUAUUUACCGAACAGUAGUGGAACCCACAAUUUUAUACGCUGCAAGCUGCUGGGCGCAAACCACCAACAAACGAUCAACUUGCUCUCUCCUCGAUAGGGUUACCAGACUAUUUGCAAUAAAAAUAAUUAAAGGUCAUCGUACUACAUCAUUCACAGCCAGCGUUACCCUAGCGGGUAUCCUCCCACUAAAAUAUAGAGCAAUAGAACUGGCAGAGCUAUAUCAAAUUAAAAAAGGUAAACCACUGGAGAGCCUGCCGGGAAGAGAGUUUGAAACACGUACGCCUUUGGCCGCUUUACCGCAUCCAUCAUCCAGAUCUAAAAUCGAAUUCACAAUAAUAAACAAUCAGGACGAAAUCAAUGAGAUUAUUGACAACACUUUACCUCAAAUCUAUACGGAUGGUAGUAAGAUACAGGAUAGAGUUGGUGGCUCUGCGUCAAGCUGGUUUAACGGCAAAGAGGUUUGGUCCACUACUUUUCGUUUGGAAGAUUUUUGUUCAGUAUAUCAGGCGGAACUCAUGGCGAUUCUUAAAGCUUUAGAGUAUAUGAAUAAAAAACGUGACCAUAUACAGGCUAAUAUACUUAGUGAUUCAAAAUCAGCACUGCAAAGCAUUGCGGAUCCAUGCUCUCUUCAUCCACUCACAAUAGAAAUAAGAAAUCGGAUAAAGAACCUAAUGGAACGCGGAGGCAAAGUUUAUUUUUAUUGGGUAAAGGCACAUGUAGGAAUCCAGGGCAAUGAACGAGCAGAUGAUUUAGCAAAAACUGCUGCCUUAAAGAAAAGGGCAAAACCUGCCUAUGACCGCUUUCCUCUAUCUCUAGUCAAAAGGGAACUCAGAGAAAGAUCAGUUGAAGCAUGGCAAACAGAAUAUAGUAACUCGUCGACAGGCAGCAAUACUAAGAUCUUCCUUCCAGAUGUCAGGAAAGCGUACAAAAUUCUGCAAAAAACUAAGUUUGAUAGUGUCACUACUCACCUUUUGACUGGGCAUGGAGGAAAUAGGUCAUACUUGCACAAAUACAAGUUAAUCGACUCUCCAGCAUGUAAAUGUGAUGACGAAACGCCGCAAACUAUCAUACAUAUAAUAACAGAAUGUCCUAGAUUUGCAAAAAUAAGAUAUAACUGCGAAUGCCUAAUUAACAGUAAAAUUACUGAGAACAACCUGGAGCAUAUCUUUCAUGACGAUGAAACAAGACCUUUUUUCUUGAAUUUUGCAAAGACCACCCUCCGAAUAGUAGGAAAGGAGAACGGAACCAAGAAUCUUGAUUGA
Galleria mellonella (greater wax moth) is the source of this 5481-nucleotide messenger RNA. RefSeq lists its product as uncharacterized. Gene Ontology annotation, molecular function: nucleic acid binding; RNA-DNA hybrid ribonuclease activity. The record is from RefSeq and is a predicted model, not a curated record. The transcript has 2 exons. The coding region runs from base 1 to 5481 and encodes 1826 amino acids. NCBI's taxonomy places the organism in Eukaryota, Metazoa, Arthropoda, Insecta, Lepidoptera, Pyralidae.